Molecule: messenger RNA, 447 nt
Organism: Camellia sinensis
Lineage: Eukaryota; Viridiplantae; Streptophyta; Magnoliopsida; Ericales; Theaceae
Source: RefSeq, a predicted model, not a curated record
AUGGAUGAUGCAGUUAGAAAAAUUGGUGUUCAGGGAAUGGAGGGAGUCGGCAAAACAACCAUCAUGAAACACAUCAAUAAUCAACUUUUGGAUGAAACUUGUAACUUUAGUGAUGUUAUUUGGGUCACAGUAUCUGAAACAUUCGAGAUAAAAAAUCUACAAAGACAGAUAGCUAAAAAACUGAAUCUUAAUCUUUUCGAUUAUGAGGAUGAAUUAUGUUCAGCGUCAGAAAUACAUAAAAUUCUUUCCCAAAUGAAGAGGUAUGUGCUCAUUUUAGACAAUCUAUCAAAAGCAUUUCGUCUGGAUGAGGUGGGUAUUCCAGAACCAACUAGAGAUAACGGAUGUAAGCUAGUGUUAACUACACGAUUGUUAGAAGUCUGUACAAGGAUGAAUUGCAGUACUGUUGAAAUUCACGGAAGAGGAAGCACUGGAUCUGUUUAUGAAUAA